Molecule: messenger RNA, 5819 nt
Organism: Talpa occidentalis (Iberian mole)
Lineage: Eukaryota; Metazoa; Chordata; Mammalia; Eulipotyphla; Talpidae
Gene: TTPAL
Product: alpha tocopherol transfer protein like
Exons: 5
Coding region: 81-1109 (342 amino acids)
Cellular component (GO): membrane
Molecular function (GO): phosphatidylinositol bisphosphate binding
Source: RefSeq, a predicted model, not a curated record
CUGCGCGCGCUGCCGGACGAGGCUCCCGCCGCCGAGCACCCGCGCUCCGCCCUGUGGCCGGGCCGGCACCCUGGUAGCUCAUGUCAGAAGAAAGUGACUCUCUGAGAACCAGCCCUUCUGCGGCCUCACUUUCCGAAAAUGAGCUGCCGCCACCCCCCGAGCCGCCCGGCUACGUGUGCUCGCUGACGGAAGACCUAGUCACCAAAGCCAGGGAGGAGCUGCAGGAGAAGCCGGAAUGGAGGCUGCGCGAUGUCCAGGCCCUCCGGGACAUGGUGCGGAAGGAGUAUCCGAACCUGGGCACCUCGCUCGACGACGCCUUCCUCCUGCGUUUCCUCCGCGCCCGCAAGUUUGAUUACGACCGGGCGCUGCAGCUCCUGCUCAACUACCAUGGCUGCAGAAGGAGCUGGCCCGAAGUCUUCAACAACCUGCGGCCAUCGGCCUUGAAGGACGUCCUGGAGUCGGGGUUCCUCACAGUGCUGCCCCACACCGACCCCAAGGGCUGCCACAUCCUCUGCAUCCGCCCAGACAGAUGGAUACCCAGCAGCUAUCCAAUUACCGAAAACAUCCGAGCCAUAUACUUGACGUUAGAAAAACUCAUUCAGGCUGAAGAAACCCAGGUGAAUGGCAUUGUGAUUCUUGCGGACUACAGAGGAGUGAGCUUAUCAAAGGCAUCUCAUUUUGGCCCUUUUAUAGCCAAAAAGGUGAUCGGCAUCCUCCAGGACGGUUUCCCCAUUCGGAUAAAAGCAGUCCAUGUGGUGAACGAGCCUCGGAUAUUUAAAGGCAUUUUUGCCAUCAUAAAACCGUUUCUGAAGGAGAAAAUAGCAAACAGAUUUUUCCUCCAUGGAUCUGACCUGAACUCUCUCCACAUGAACCUUCCGAGAAGCAUUCUCCCCAAGGAGUAUGGGGGCACAGCUGGAGAACUGGACAUCACUUCCUGGAACGCAGUGCUGUUGGCCUCGGAGGACGACUUUGUGAGAGAGUUCUGCCAGCCGAUGCCUGCCUAUGACAGCAUCCUGGGCCAGGCCCUGCUGCCCGAGGGGCUGGCCUCGGAGGCGCAGUGUGAUGACUCCAUGCGGGCUGUGAAAUCACAGCUGUACUCCUGCUACUAGUCCCCUGGGAGGGUCAUCUUCUUUGAAUCCUUUCCUUUUUACUUCGGAGAGGCAGAAGGCGAACUUGAGGUGCCAUGGAGUCUAUCUCGCCCCUCAUAAUGGAACUGCAGCUUGAAGGAAAGGCCUGUUGAGCUUUGAAGGGUCACCAGGUGAGCCACAGCUACCAGAUUACUCCUUGGGAGACAUGGAAAACGUACCCAGUGAUUUGCAAACAUGUGGAAUCCCACUUUGCAGCCAUUAAUCUGGAAACUGUAUUUGGUUCUUAUGCAUCCUAAAGCAAGAAAAAAUCAGCACCAAAGUUUUGUCGAUCCCACGUUCCAGAAGAAAAUACUCUGAUGUGUUAGCACAUUCCUCUCAAACUAGGUGGCCACACGUGAGACUUUGGGAGGGUAUCUGUCCCAUGAGCCCUAACUCUAGACCUCUGGUGCUGAUCAGGAAAAUUCAAGGCCGGGCUCCAGUUGCCACUUCGGGGUUCGGAAAGCACCUUAAUGAUUGGGGCUAACAUCGGGAUUUUAGCAGCACUCCCCGAUCAAAGCUGGGAGCCGGAGACUUCAAAGCACCUCUGGGAUUCAUUGGUUGAAUCUUGCAAUAGAAACUGAAGUUUUCCCAAACCCAUAAAGCCUUAGCCCUGGUUCUCAAUAGAAUCAUACAGGAUCCUAGAAGUAUGUGAUUUCCUUAGCCAAACAUCCUGGACGCCAGGCCCAUGUGAAAGAAAUCUGGCACAAGAACUAAGGGGCCUUCAGCCCCAGAUGCGUGACUGUGGACAAGAUGCAGAACUCUGGACCACAGCUUUCUCAUCUGUAAAAGGAGGCUGGGUGAAAUGAUGCCCAGGCCCUUUUGGCUGCUGGGUUGUGGGGUUAGGUUUAGUGACUGAAUGUUCAACAUGGCUCUCUGCCAAGCAAGGUCACUCUCUGGAUGCGAGUGGCUGGACUCUGACUUUGUGGCAGCUGGGCCUUUCUAAGGACAUGUCACCAUCUGGCCCUGCCUUUAAAGAAACUAGUUUAUGUAUUCCUGGGACUCAGUGACACACAUGAAGGCUGUCAUGUGAGUUAAACUUUGUGAGAGCAGGUGAGAUGACCAGGAUCUUGUAUGAAUUCCUCCCCUCCCCAAGACUAGUGGUAUCUUGUAAACCUGGCGACAGGGAAUGGUUAAAUUAUUUGGGAUUGUUAAAUUCUGGUCUCUGGAAAUGAAUGCAAGGGCAGGUUAUUGCUGGUCAUUUCUGGGACCGCUGCCCUCCCAAGUCCUGUGGUGUCUGCAGCCAGACUGAAUGUUAGUUCUGCAUUUCCGCACUUUAGACCCCUUCCGUCAGGAACCUAGCCUUAACCGCAGCAUCCAAGUAGGUAGUUCCUCUGAUGGCUUUUGACCUAUUUCCUUUCAUACUCAUUCCCGCAGAUUAUGGUGUUAAAAGUGGCAAGUGCUGUGUGUUGCGUGUGUCCUCCGUGCAUCUGUUAGAUUCCCCAAGCGAGGUAGACACCUCGGCACGGAAGAGAGCUGUCCUCUGACAUUCCAAAGCCAGCCUGUUGCUCAUCAUUAUAGCGCUUUUAAAAUUGCCUGAGAAGACGUGGUGGUGGAACUUAACCUCAUUAGUGCCAAGUCCAGGAGAGUUCUUUCAGCCCAGAUACUGGCCCUGGGUGCUCCAGGGACCUGGAGGAGCCGCAAGUGCCACACUCCUGGCUGCCUCUGCUUCUGUCCUGCAUGAUGGCGUGGCCCGCACUGCUGAAGGGUCUGAACAGGACCAGCAGGCUCCAAACCCAGCUACCUGGAUGGGAGAUUGGUUAGAAGCUUUCAUAGGCCCCCAGGGAAAGAGAUUUUAAGAAACAACAGUACAAAAGCUAGACAAAGAGGAGCAAUCUGCUUAGACCCACCAAGUUCCUGAGGUCCAGGCUGUCCAUGGCAUUCCUGGCCAGGUGCCUUUGUAUGUGUGACUGAACAGAGUAGACGACUGAGCUGGCCUAGAGAAUUCUCUAAAAGGCCAGGAUGUUGCCUGCUCCCCAGGCCUUUCCAGUGGGACUAAGAAGCCGUUUCCUCCUGCUUUGAAAGGAGUCAGGGCCAUGCUCUGUGCCUCCUAGAGCCGCUGGGCUUUGUUUUGAUGCCAGUUGAUCAAAUAGUUGUGUCACCUCAUGCAGAACCAAGUUGUGAAAGCAGGAACCCCUGGGGUUACUAUCAAGCCUGCCUCUUGCGGCUUCUCCAGGCUGUGUAUCAGGUGGAGCCAGCUGGGGGGGGGUGGGGUGCAGUGACCAAAGGGAGCACCCAGUGAGCUGUACUCAAUAGUGGGAACACCCGCAAAGCAAACAAGUGCUCGAGGGGAGGAUUGGGGCAUUUUCCAUUUUCCGCCAGUUCUGGUCAGUUUCACAAACAUCUGCCACUUAAGCUUUCCCGGAUUUCAGGGUUGUGUCGUAUAGGAGAGGCAAAGGAACAAGAAAGCAGGAGACCCAAGUCCAGCCUUAGUUGCUGUAUGGCCUUGGGGGAGCCUCUGUGUCCUCAGUGACGGGGCUACACGCAGAGCCAAGUCCUCUGUUCCCGGUGCCUAAGUGGCUGUACUGUACUAGCUGAGGCUGCUUCCUUUUCCUCCCUGAUCUAUUUUUUGGGAAAUUUAGGUCUGGAUGAAUUGUUCCCUAAAGCUUCCAAUCUGUCAGAAUCGGUAACCUGGGGGGUGAGGGAGGGGGUGGUGUUUCUUCUUCCUCUUCCUGGAAUCCUGUUCUUUCUGGGAAGAGGCGGGAAGAACUCUACAAAAACAGCGGGACGUGUAGUCCUGGUUCACGUGAGUUGCUGCUUUGCUCGUGGUGAAGGGGCUUUUGGCUCCCUCAUUCCUUCCACUCUCACCUGGAGCCACCUGUCCCCAGAGAUUUAUAAACACAAGCUUACAGUAGACGACGUUUCUGCCAGAAACCCUGUCAGGGCAAGAAACCUUUUCCCUGAACUCCUCUGGACUACUGAGCAUUUCAAAGUUCUCCCUGGGUAGGCAGUUUCUUUAAACGUCAUGUGAUUUUCAGAUCCGUGUGGGAUUGCUUCUCGUGGGUAGGCGAAAGCUAUCGUCCCAUUGCGGCAUUAUCAUAAUACCUCAUUUUAAAGUUUCAGCUUUUAAGGUUUUCCUUUGGAACCACUUCUUUCAUCUAGGAAGUAAAGUGUUAGCUAAGCUAAAGAUACCCAUCCUGUGGCAUUGUUAACGGUUUGAGAGGCCCUCGGUUCUUGGCUGUGGCGAGCAGAGAACUCAAAGCCAUGUGCAGACUGAGCAAAGCAGCAGUUUAUUUAGCAACAGUGCACUCAGGAGGGGGCCCGAGGGGGAAGUGUCCACAGAACAGUUGUGCUGAUAGGAUAGGGAAUUUUUGCCUAAAUGGGAUGCAGGGGCCACUCACCCUAUCCCCCUCUGGGAUCAUCAAUCUGGGUCCAUGCUCAGAGGGGAGUCCUGGUCCUUAUUUGGCAGCUGGUAGAAAAUUGGGGGGCAGGGGUGUCUGUCAAGCCAUCCCCGCCCUCAUCACGCAGGCGCACUAAGUUGUUCCAUCUGCCCCUGCAGGUGUUUCCUGAUGUCCCAGACAGAGUUGAUUCUUCCCAUCAAUUAUCCUAGGCACUGCCUCCUGCCCUAACUCCUAACAGGAUGGGAAAUUUGGAGAUACCAGACAAACCUAUCAACUGUUAGGAGAGAGGUCUCUCCCAAGAUUGCUCCUCAGCACUGGGAUUGUUUUGUAAAUCAGAAUUCCCUUCUGCUCUCACGACUCAACGAUGGUGUGCUUGAACUGCGAGUAACAGCUACCAUCAGAUACUCAGUCGAUUUUUGCUUCAUGGGAUGUUUCCUGUGUGAUUUGUGGAUGGAAAUGGUAGUGAUGAGUUUUACUGUUUGCCAAUUAGCUGGCUUCAUCUCACUGGUCAGCGUGUUUAGUGAGACAGAAGGCUGCUGCCCCUGAGGAUUCUUGGGGCUGUGCCUCUGUCUCUUGGCAUUGGUGGGAACCUGCUACCAGUGAAAUACUUGAAACCCCUCUGGGCCAGGAGCCUCUGACAGCACUCUUCCCAGGUGGGGGUGGGCUAGUCUGAUCAGAUCAAGCACUCUUUCAGCCACAUUCCUUGCUUCAAACUGAAAUUCAGUUUGACUUUGAGUGUAGGGACACUUGGUGACGGAUUCAUCUACUUCAGUGUUUGUUUUGACCAAAAGUUUUAUUUUUCUAGUGCAUUUUCUAAGUCAAAGUGGUGAAAACAUGUAAUUUUAGUAUGCAUGACUGGGCCUUAAUAAAAAUUCCUGUAAGAUUGAGUGUGUGUGAUUUUUCUGUGACAAUGACAAUGUGGAUAAAGUUCUAAGAUUUUAUUAUUCACAGUUCACGAUGGUCUGGGCGGAGCGUCUCCAGCGAGGAAUGAGGGCACUGUGGCCGCUGUAUUCGGUAGAGCUGGCUGCCUCUGCACAUCACAGGCAACUGGAAGACGGCAGUGCGAGGAAGGUGGCGCUAGAUGCACACACAGUGCAGAGGACAUGCAAAUUUUCAAUCCUCAGGGACCACAGUACUUCCACCAGUAAUCUGUCCAGCAAUAGCCAACAAUUCCUGAGUGCUUAUUGGAGACCAAGCAUCAACUGAGUCAAGUGCUCCACACACAUAAUCUCAUUUAAUCUCUAAGCACCUUAAUGAAGUAGGAUUACUGCUGAAGAACAGAAAAGGAGUUGCCCAAGGACACAGCUGGUCAAGUGGCAGAGCUGGGUUCAAGAUGCAAAGGCAGACAGUCUGA